AUGUCUCAGUGGAACAAUACUUACGCUUACAACAACCAAUACCAGGCCUGGAACGGUGAUCCCAAUGUCCAAUAUGUGAACCAAGGCUACUACCCCAACAGAGCGGACCAACCUAAUCAAUAUGUGAGCUUUAAUGAAUUUCUUUCUCAAAUGCAAAACAAUGGAGCGCCCAGUACUAGCAACUAUAGCAAUGUUCAAUAUGAAAACUACCCUCCAGGGUACAAUUACCAGAACAUACCUACUACUGCCCCCCAGAAUCCUCAGUUAGAAAAUUAUGGAUAUGCAGCUCCAGCCUCCAAUGUUCCCAGUGGCUCAGAAUCUUACCCCAUGAAUAUGCAAAGCCAGUAUGCUCCAGUGGCAAACAAUCCUAAUGUGUAUACUAAUGCUAUGAUAUUGAAAUCUAAUCUCACUCCAACAGCUACUGAGUUUGUGCCAAAAAGUUCUAUGAUGAAACCUUCAGUUAGCAGUCAGAACAUUCCUGAAUCUAGUACUGUACGUGAUGAUAAUGAAUCUAGAAAUAAUUAUAGCAAUGUAAAUGAAACUAGGAAUCAAUUCAAUAACUCUAAUGGGUCUAGAAAUACUUACCCCAGUACAAGUGAACCUCGAAGUGUUGGUGGUAGUUCAUCAGACACAAACUGGAGAGAAAGGCCACAGAGUACACAGCAGGUUAAUGAAACAAGCCACAAAACUGAAUCUUACCAACGCACACAAGAACCCUCAAGAAAUCAAGAAUCCACUAGCCGUCACCGAGAUAAUAACUAUCGCAACAACGAAUCUAAUGCACGGCACCAUGAUACUAGCAGUCGUAAUCAAGAAGGUAACAGCCGUAGCCAUGAUACUAGCAGUCGUAAUCAAGAAGGUAACAGCCGUAGCCACGAAGCUAACAAUCGAAAUCAAGAAGGUAACAGUCGAAACCAAGAAGGUAACAGUCGAAACCAAGAAGGUAACAGUCGAAACCAAGAAAGUAACAGCCGUAAUCAUGAGGUAGAAUCCAGGCAAUAUGAAUCUAGUAACCGGCAGCAGGAUUCCAAUAACCGGACCUAUGAGACCACCAACCGCAACUAUGAGAAUACAAGCAAUAAAAGAGGCCAAACAAAAUCAAAUUAUAAAUCAAAGUCUAAAGAUGAUGCCCGCACAUUCUACAACAGUUCUAUUAGUAAAGACAGCCAGGAUGUGAGGAAUGGAAGAGGGGAAUCUUCUGGGCGGGGUAAGAAUUGGGUGGGCACUCCUCGCCUACGGGCCAUGGAACGCAACAGCACAGAAGAUGAGCAAUAUGCCAAUACAUACUUACAAGGCAGGGAAGAUAGAGUGGAAAGAGACAACAGAGACAGAGAUCAUUCUAAUAGAGAACGAGAUGUUCGAGAAUCGAAUAGAGAUGUACGAGAUAAAGAUAGAGGAGAUGUGCGAGUAAGGGAUAGAGAUAGAGAACGCAACGUACGCGAAAGGGACAGAGAUAGGGAACGUGAUGUAGGAGAUAAAGAUAAGGAACGGGAUAUUCGCGAUCGUGAUAGAGAACACAGAGAGCUGGAGAGAGAACAUAGACACAGGGAAAGAGAGAAUCGAGAAAAAGAGAGAGAACAUAGAGAAAAAGAAAGAGAUAACAGAGAGAGGGAAAGAGCCAUAAAAUCUGAACAUAAUCCCAGUCCUGCUCGGUCUAAGGCACGAUUUUUUUAUGACCAAGCUAAUAAGGAAAUGACCCAACGUGAGCGCCUCACUGAACAGUUGGACAAAGGAACGUUGGAAUGUCUAGUCUGCUGUGAACGAGUGAAACAAUAUGACCCGGUCUGGUCGUGCAGCAACUGUUACCAUGUCCUGCAUCUUAGGUGCAUUCGGAAAUGGGCUAUGAGCAGCAUGGUUGAGAGUAAAUGGCGCUGCCCAGCGUGCCAGAACACAAACGAGACUAUACCGACAGACUACCGAUGUAUGUGCGGCGCGGUCCGUACUCCCGAGUUCCAGCGCGGCGCCGUGGUCGCCCACACGUGCGGGCGCUCCUGUCGCCGCCCGCGCUCCUGCCCCCACCCCUGCACGUUGCUCUGUCAUCCGGGACCAUGUCCACCUUGCCAGGCUACUGUUAUGAAGUCUUGUGGUUGUGGAGCGGAGAAUCGCUCAGUGCUAUGCAGCAGUAAGUUGCCACAAGUGUGUGGUCGCGUCUGUGGACGUACUUUGGAGUGCGGCGUGCAUAAGUGUACCCAGAGCUGUCAUGAUGGACCUUGCGAAACUUGUACUGAGAUGGUUGAACAAGUAUGCUACUGUCCGGCUGCGAAGGCCCGGUCGGUGGCGUGCACGGCGGAGUGCGGGGGCGCCGUGCUGUGGUCGUGCGGGGAGGCGUGCGGCCGCGUGCUGGCGUGCGGCGCGCACGUGUGUCGCGCCCCGUGCCACGCGCCGCCCUGCCAGCCCUGCGCGCUACUGCCGCAGUAUGUCACCACCUGCCCCUGCGGGAAUACUAAGUUAGCUAAAGAUUCUCGCAAGAGCUGCACGGAACCGAUUCCGCUGUGUGGCAACAUUUGUGCGAAACCACUAUCGUGUGGACCGGCUGGGGACAAACACUUCUGCAAGAUCAAUUGCCAUGAAGGUCCAUGUCCCGAAUGCCCGGACAAGACAGUGUUACAGUGUCGCUGCGGACACUCCAGCCGCGAGGUGCCGUGUGUGGACCUGCCACAGAUGUACAACAAUGUGUUCUGCCAGAAGAAGUGCAAUAAGAAAUUGUCGUGUGGCCGACACCGAUGCCGCACGGUAUGUUGCGCGGCGACGUCGCACCGCUGCGCCGUCGUCUGCGGCCGCACGCUGGCCUGCCAGGCGCAUCGCUGCGAGGACUUCUGUCACACCGGACACUGCGCGCCCUGCCCUAGACUCAUAUUCGAGGAGCUGUCGUGCGCGUGCGGCGCGGAGGUGUUGUUCCCGCCGGUGCGGUGCGGCACGCGCGCGCCGGCCUGCGCCGCGCCGUGCGGCCGGCCGCGCGGCUGCCCGCACCCGCCGCACCACUCGUGCCACGCGGGGGACUGCCCGCCCUGCGUCGUGCUCACCACCAAGCGGUGCCACGGGAACCACGAGGAACGAAAAACAAUACCGUGUUCCCAAGAAGAGUUCUCGUGCGGUCUACCCUGUGGGAAGCCCCUUCCUUGCGGCAAACACACUUGUAUAAAGACUUGCCAUAAAGGACCCUGUGAUACUGGCAAAUGCAGCCAGCCCUGCACGGAGAAGCGUCCGUCGUGCGGGCACCCGUGCGCGGCGCCGUGCCACGUGGGCGGGGGCGGCGACCCCACGCCGUGUCCCAGCGCCGCGCCCUGCCGCCGCCUCGUGCGCGCCACCUGUCCCUGCUCGCGGAGGCACGCCGAGCGGACCUGCGCCGACAACGCCCGGGAUUAUGCCAAGAUGAUGAGCGCUCUAGCGGCUACCAAGAUGGCCGAGGGAGGUACAGUUGACGUAUCCGAAGUGCAGCGCCCUAGCAAUAUGCUCAAAACUUUGGAGUGCGACGACGAGUGCCGCGUGGAGGCGCGCACGCGUCAGUUGGCGCUGGCCCUUCAGAUCCGCAACCCCGACGUGUCGGCCAAGCUGGCGCCGCGCUACAGCGACCACGUCCGCACCACCGCCGCUAGAGAACCUGCAUUCGCUAACCAAGUGCAUGACAAACUUACCGAGCUCGUGCAAUUAGCUAAAAAGUCAAAACAAAAGACUCGUGCGCACUCGUUCCCGUCAAUGAACAGACAGAAGCGUCAGUUUAUACACGAGAUGUGCGAGCACUUCGGUUGUGAGAGCGUGGCCUACGAUGCUGAACCCAACAGGAACGUCGUGGCCACCGCUGAUAAAGAAAAGUCAUGGCUACCAGCAAUGAGCGUGAUGGAGGUACUAGCCCGCGAGGCAGGCAAGCGUCGUGUCCCGGGCCCCGUACUACGCGCCCCGCCCGCCGCACUGGGCUCCUCGGGGCCCACCGCCGGCCCUUCACAGGCGACUAACUCUGCUACCAAUAAAUCAUCGAGCGGCUGGGCGACUUUAACUUCAACGAACGCUUGGGCCGCUCGCAGCCAGCCGAAGCAGCCAAGCCAGCCACAGCCGCCGGCCGAAAAAAUCGACUACUUCGACAACCCGCCCGACAACUAG
Spodoptera littoralis (African cotton leafworm) is the source of this 4098-nucleotide messenger RNA. NCBI's taxonomy places the organism in Eukaryota, Metazoa, Arthropoda, Insecta, Lepidoptera, Noctuidae. The record is from the annotation of a GenBank genome assembly.